AUGUCUACAAUACUAUCAAAUGAAUCCCAGAUGAGAUAUGUGGUAGAAUGGUUCAGGGAAUGGUCAGAAAUGCAGAGAGGUGAUUUUUUAGAAAUAUUAUUGGAACAAUGUGGUUCUCCAGGUUUAGUCAAUGGAUUAGUACCUGGAAUGGAAAACAUGAGUUGUAAAGAAGGUUCGGAUAGACCUCCGAGUUUAUUUCAGUGUCGUGUGAAAUUGUUCAGAGAGUGGAGUCAAAAUUGGUCUCAACAAGAAAAAGAUUCUUUGCUAGCUUCGAUUAAAAGUAUCGAUGGGAAAUUCGCUGGGAAUUAUGAACAAAGGCUAUCCGCAUUAAUGGAAGAAAAUUAA
Molecule: messenger RNA, 345 nt
Organism: Vespula pensylvanica (western yellowjacket)
Lineage: Eukaryota; Metazoa; Arthropoda; Insecta; Hymenoptera; Vespidae
Exons: 1
Coding region: 1-345 (114 amino acids)
Source: RefSeq, a predicted model, not a curated record